AACUGCAGCACGGUGCAUCACAUCUGAACUGCACUCCGGGAACACACACAACUGACCCACAUCACCAGUCAUGACAGGGGUCUUAGGAAAGUGGUGGUUCCUGUCACUGCUGAUCUGCAGCAUGCUGCUCCUCUCACCUACUGUGACUUCGUACCCAGCUGAAUCAGACAAGGGCAGAAAGAAAGUAGUGCAUGUCCUGGAGGAUGAAUUUGGAGCAGUGAUCGUGCAGACAGCUCCUGGUAAAGUGGUCACACAUCGAGGUGGCACAAUCACACUACCAUGCCGCUUUCAUCAUGAGCCUGAGAACGUUGAUCCGUCCCGUAUCCGCAUUAAAUGGACCAAGGUGUCGGAUGAGUUCCAGUUCCAGGACGUGUUUGUGGCACUGGGCCGGCAGCAGAGAGUGUUCGGUCCCUACCGCGGGAGAGUGGAACUGGAACGGGCUGGACCGGGCGAUGCCUCUGUCAUCAUCCACAACGUCACCCUGCAGGACUACGGGCGCUAUGAGUGCGAGGUCACCAAUGACAUGGAGGAUGACACUGGAUUUGUUAAUCUAGACCUUGAAGGUGUGGUCUUUCCCUACUACCCACGGCUUGGUCGCUACAGGCUGAACUAUCAUGAAGCAGAGGAGGCCUGUAAGCAUCAGGAUGCUAUCUUGGCUUCUCAUUCUCAGCUGCACAAAGCCUGGAAGGAUGGAUUAGACUGGUGUAAUGCGGGCUGGUUGGAGGAUGGUUCAGUACAGUAUCCCGUCGCUCAUCCUCGAGAUCAGUGUGGACGUAAGGACACCCCCGGCGUUCGAAAUUAUGGUUACAGGCACAAAGAGGACGAGCGCUACGAUGCCUUUUGCUUUACAUCAAAGCUCAACGGUCAGGUGUAUUUUCUCAAGCGCUUCAAAAAGGUGAAUUACACAGAAGCGGUGAAGGCUUGCGUCCGUGAAGGUGCAGUAAUGGCUAAAGUGGGGCAGCUCUAUGCCGCAUGGAAGUUCCAGCUGCUGGACCGAUGUGAUGCUGGCUGGGUGGAGGAUGGCAGUGUUCGCUAUCCUAUAGUCAACCCUCGUGCUCGCUGCGGCGGCCCUGACCCUGGUGUCCGAAACCUCGGCUUCCCUGAGAAGAAGUUCCGCCUAUACGGGGUUUACUGCUUUCGCAAGGAUUUGGUGAACUCCGAAACUGAGGCCACACAGGCGCUGGUUCAGAGCAGCAGCGUCUUCACUACAAGCACACAAAGUAUUUAAUUUCACUGUUGUGAGCAACAUUUGCACUGUAUUACUAGCAUAGCUUUGCUGAAUCAGACGACGCAGAUACUGAUAACAGUAAUAACAGUAGCUAGGCUAGUUGAACUCAGGUGUGAUUAGACCAGUGUUAUUUCCAGGGCUGGACAGAA
Messenger RNA from Trichomycterus rosablanca, 1377 nucleotides. It is a transcript of the gene hapln4, whose product is annotated as hyaluronan and proteoglycan link protein 4. Gene Ontology annotation, molecular function: hyaluronic acid binding. Lineage: Eukaryota; Metazoa; Chordata; Actinopteri; Siluriformes; Trichomycteridae. The transcript is spliced from 5 exons. Gene Ontology annotation, cellular component: perineuronal net; synapse. Bases 71 to 1228 code for a protein of 385 amino acids. Gene Ontology annotation, biological process: skeletal system development; central nervous system development; cell adhesion. The record is from RefSeq and is a predicted model, not a curated record.